AUGUCACCUCAAACAGUGUUGAUGCCACAGUUCAAGCCGCAGGCACAUCCCAGAGAAGUCAUUUUCAUGAGCCUUCCGAGUGCUAUAAAUUCAAAUAUCGGCACAGUGCGGAAAAUUGCCGAUGGUGCAGACGAAGUUAUUCGUGGUCUACGAGCUCUUAAUUGCGAAGAGAGGGAUCCCUGGCUAAUCUUCAUUUUACUUUCAAAAUUGGAUAGCGAUACCCGCCAAGCCUGGGCUCAGUGCGCAGAAUCCGAGGAAAAAGGUGUGACCAUCAACCGAUUCCUGAAAUUUCUCACAUCACGCUGCGAUACGUUGAAGGCUUUUAACUUAACUCAAUCAACCCAAGCUCGACGCGCAGCUACCACGCACCACGCAGACACGCAUCCAAGACGGGAAGAGCCGAAGUGCACAUCGUGCCAGCAGAAUCACCAACUGUUUAAGUGUCCUCAAUUCAUCGCACUCGACAUUGCAUCUCGCCGAGACUUCCUCAAAUCAAGAAAGCUCUGUUUCAAUUGCCUCAGCCCGGCUCAUAUGGUGGGCAACUGUACAUCGAGGCAUACUUGUCGGAUCUGCCGCUGCAAGCAUCAUACUUUGGUUCAUGGCUCGUCGCAGCCAAUUCAAAAUGGCAACAACAUUGACACGGCAAGUGUUGGCAGCCGCGAUCGACCAGCAGUCUCACAUGCGGGAUCUACAAUUGGCCACAAUCAACCGCUAGCUCGAGAAGGUCAUCGCUUGGGAAGCGAGACUCCCGCGGAAAACAACUUUACGCAUCAUACUCUGGAGAAUAUUCCGGCGGCUGGUUCUCAGAGUCUGUUGCCAACCAUCCUUGCUGACGUCAUCGACGCCUGGGGAAAUACUACAAUCUGCAGGCUGCUCCUGGACACUGGAUCUACAAUAACCUUGGCAUCGGAAUCAUUUGUUCAGCGAAUAGGCGUGCGUCGAACGCACGCACGGAUUUCUAUUCUCGGUCUCGCCGCCAACAGCGCGGGCGUUACCCGAGGACGCGCCCAUAUCAAGCUGCGCUCUCGUCAUUCGGGCCAAACUGUCGAAUUGGUCUCGUUCAUUCUCAACUCACUGACGUCAUCACUUCCUGCCCAAGUUAUUGACACCUCAUCCUCUACGUGGAGGCAAAUCUGCGAGCUUCCUUUGGCAGACCCAACGUUCUGCACACCUGGAGCAAUCGAUGUCAUUGCUCUUACUCUGCAUUCAAUGAUUACCCUACUUCUGCGGUUACUCAUGGUUCGUUCAUUCAUGGAGAUGGACAGCAUUCAGCCCAACCAGGCUCUCCUGGACGCCAGCGAUCCCACAGAGCGUCAUUUUGCUGCCACACACAAGCGCUCAACGGACGGGGUGUACGUCGUCGAGUAUCCCUUCAAGGAGAAGGCACCGCCUAUUGAUUCGACCUUGCCACAGGCCAUCAAUCGCUUCUUCUCGCUGGAACGCAAAUUUCGUCGGCAUCCAGAAUUGAAGCAGCAGUACGAAGCCUUCCUUGCAACGUGGACAUAUGGAACAACUGACCUCGGCUCAGUUUUUGAUGGAUCAGGAAAGGACAGCUCUGGAGUAUCGCUCAAUGACAGACUACAUAUUGGUCUACCGAUUCAACGCGAUCUUCUUGGCGUUUGUCUACGCUUCCGGCAGCACCAAUAUGUUUUAUGCGCAGAUGUCGAAAAGAUGUUUCGAGGCAUUAAAAUCUUUAAGCCACACACCAAUUAUCAGCGCAUUGUUUGGCGCAAGACUGAGAACGAACCUCUGCUUCAUUUUCGCCUGCUGACGGUUACCUACGGAUUGGCACCGUCACCAUUUCUGGCUGUUCGAGUUCUAAAGCAACUUGCCGACGAUCAUGGCCAUGAAUACCCUGCAGCAGCUCACGCUCUUCUGCACGAUGCCUAUGUGGACGAUAUCCCUACAGGCGCCAACACAUUCGAGGAGCUUAUGAUUCUCAAGGACGAACUUAUAGACCUCUUGGAUAAGGGAAAAUUCAAGCUACGCAAAUGGAGUUCUAAUAGUUGGCGUCUUCUGAAAUCAAUACCAGAGGAAGAUAGAUGUUUUGAACCUAUCCAGCUCCUCAACAAAUCAGCUGCGGAUUCACCUGUCAAAGUUCUUGGUAUCCAAUGGAACCCUGGGAAGGACGUUCUGUAUCUCAACCUAAAGGGAUGCGAUGCGACCAUUUUUCCGAUGAAAAGAGAACUCUUGUCUCAGCUAUCAAGAAUUUAUGAUCCGCUUGGACUGGUAGCGCCGGUCACAGUUCUACUCAAGUUAAUCUUCCAAGAAAGCUGGACAAGUGUCCUGCAGUGGGACGACCCCAUUCCUGAAAGUCUACGUACGCGCUGGAGAGCCUUAGUAGAGGAUUUCCCAGCACUUACGCAAUGCCAAGUACCACGGUAUAUUGCGUCACCAUUUCGAGAUGUUCAACUACACGGAUUCGCCGACGCAUCCUCGCACGCCUACGGUGCGGUAGUUUACGCUCGAGUUGCAGUUGGAUGCAGCUUUCAAGUAACUCUAGUUGCCGCCAAAACACGGGUGGCCCCGAUCAAGCCCGUAUCAAUUCCACGUUUGGAGCUAAACGCUGCGUUACUUCUAUCUCGAUUGCUGUCUAUUGUCAAAGCAUCACUAACAAUUCCUCUUUUCAGCACGAGCUGCUGGACAGAUUCAGAAAUUGUGCUACACUGGCUUUCAGCUCCCCCUCGACGGUGGAACACCUACGUCUGCAACCGAACUUCUGAGAUAUUGAGCGACUUUCCCCGUAGCUGCUGGAACCAUGUUCGCACGGAAGACAAUCCUGCUGAUUGUGCUUCCCGAGGACUUCAUCCGUCAAAGCUUCUGGAGCAUCGACUGUGGUGGAAAGGUCCGUCCUGGCUGGCCACACCCACCUCUGAGUGGCCACCUUCUACAUGCAAGUUCAGCGUAUCUUCAAGUUUCGAUGUCAACACCGAAGAACGAGCCAUAAAGCCCACGACUCUACAUAACUUUCCUGAUGAAAGUAUACACGAGUUACUCAUCCACAAAUUCUCAACCUGGACGCGUCUUAUAAGGGUAUCUAGCUACUGUCAUCGCUUUAUUCACACUCUUCGAUCUCAUCAUAGGAAUUCGGCAACAUUCCUUACGUCUGAAGAGUUGCUGGACGCACAGCGCCGACUUAUUCGACAUGUGCAACAAAAAUCCUUUGCCAGAGAAUAUGCGCAGCUAGAGAAUCGACGCCAGCUUAACGGUAAAUCGCAUCUUAUCCGGUUUUCUCCGUUUCUGGAUGAUUAUGGAGUAAUGCGAGUCGGUGGGAGAAUCGAGCAAUCUACACUCAACUACAACCCCAAGCACCCGAUUCCGAUACCUAAAGAUACACCACUAGCUGGACUGCUGGUUCGACAUUUUCAUGUCUCCUAUCUGCACACUGGAGUUGAUGCAACGUUCACCAAUCUUCGUCAGCAGUACUGGAUUCUGGGAGCCCGCAAUCUCGUCAGAAAGGCAGUCUUCCAAUGCAAAUCCUGUUUUCUUCAACGAAAGGGCACAAGCAACCAGAUCAUGGGAGAGCUACCAAUUCCUCGAGUUCAAGCUAGCCGCUGCUUUCAACACACAGGGCUGGACUACGCUGGACCGAUCGCAAUCAAGGAAUCAAAAGGAAGAACCCCACGCAUCGGAAAGGCAUGGUUUUCUAUUUUCGUGUGCCUCACUACAAAGGCACUUCACAUCGAGGUUGUUAGUAAGCUAACUACACAGGCUUUCAUCGCAGCCUUUCAACGAUUCAUUGCCCGCCGAGCGAAGCCUACUGACCUGUAUUCAGACAACGGAACUACAUUUCAUGGAGGCAAGCGAACUUUGGAUGACAUGAGACGUCUGGCCAUUCAACAAGCCAAAGAUGAGGAACUAGCAGGAUUCUUUGCCAAUGAAGGGAUUUCUUGGCACUUUAUACCCCCGUCUGCUCCCCAUUUUGGAGGGAUGUGGGAAGCUGGAGUUCGCUCAAUUAAACUCCAUAUGAAACGGAUACUUGGAUCAAAGGCUUUAACGUUUGAGGAGCUCUCUACUGUCGUGACCCAAAUUGAAGCUAUCCUGAAUUCACGCCCGCUGUGCCCAACUGGGGAUAAUUCUUUGGAUCCACUGACGCCUGCUCAUUUUUUGACUGGAUCUCCGUAUACUGCAUUGCCUGAACCCUGUCGUCUGGAUAUGCAAGUCAAUCGAUUGGAGAGGUGGAACCAGCUGCAAGCCAUGGUUCAAGGCUUUUGGAAAAGGUGGCAUAUGGAAUACCUGACAUCUCUUCAUGAGCGGACAAAGUGGCAUCUGGAAACCGAGAAUCUGAAGAUCGACACACUGGUAGUACUCAAGGAGCCCAAUCUACCGCCUUCUAAAUGGAUUCUUGGCCGCAUCACCGCAGUGCACGCAGGAAUCGACAACAAGGUCCGAGUCGUUACAGUGAAGACUGCUCACGGGUUAUACAAACGCCCAAUUGCCAAAAUCGCUGUACUACCUCUCUGCUGA
Drosophila yakuba is the source of this 4467-nucleotide messenger RNA. RefSeq lists its product as uncharacterized. The coding region runs from base 1 to 4467 and encodes 1488 amino acids. Gene Ontology annotation, biological process: proteolysis; DNA integration. NCBI's taxonomy places the organism in Eukaryota, Metazoa, Arthropoda, Insecta, Diptera, Drosophilidae. The record is from RefSeq and is a predicted model, not a curated record. The transcript has 4 exons. Gene Ontology annotation, molecular function: aspartic-type endopeptidase activity; nucleic acid binding.